AACAACCACCUACCCAUACAUCCGCUGAAGAAUCGCCGCGCGCGCAGAGACAGAAUAGUGCGACGCGAAUUUCUCUCACAAACAAGUAUCGAGCGGUGCGUUCGUGUUCUAGCAGGCCCCGAGAAUUAGUGUUGACAUGGCUGGGAAGAAGAGCCGAAAAGCUGCCGUUUCGGAAUCGGACUCUGAUUCGGGUCCGGAUGACCGUAAUCCACCCGCGAACGCAGCGAAAAAGCAGAAGACCGAUGAGGAGGGCAAGCCUAAGAAAAACGAGGCAGGCGAAUAUGUUUUCGAGCUUUCUAAAAUGCGGAACGUCAGCGUCAAGGAAUUCAAAGGUCGAGUUCUGGUCAACAUUCGCGAAUUCUACGAGGACAAAAACAGCGGCGAGUUACGCCCAGGCAAGAAAGGCAUCGCUCUCAGUGCGGACCAGUGGAACCGGCUCAAGGAGCACAUGAACGACAUCGACGCAGCGAUCAAAGAAUGCGCUUGAAAGAGUGCAUCGAAGGGCCCCAGGCUUCUAACUAAUGAAAACGCCACCGAAAACGUUCGACGGAAGUUUCCGCCCGCGCGAACCUUGGAUCUGAAAUCGGUCUGCGAUUGAGGCUCUAGCAUACACUUCAAUCCAUUAAUGUUAGCCGCAUUUUAAUAGCGAUGAGGGAGAUACUUUCCCGAGGUGAUCGUCACCUCCGAAUUCCCAGCUUUAUCUUAAGAUUUAGAAUGAAAACAUGGGUGAAGUUCCUUGUCAACACUUCAUCGCAAGCUU
Molecule: messenger RNA, 760 nt
Organism: Galendromus occidentalis (western predatory mite)
Lineage: Eukaryota; Metazoa; Arthropoda; Arachnida; Mesostigmata; Phytoseiidae
Gene: Ssb-c31a
Product: single stranded-binding protein c31A
Exons: 3
Coding region: 137-487 (116 amino acids)
Biological process (GO): positive regulation of transcription initiation by RNA polymerase II
Molecular function (GO): DNA binding; transcription coactivator activity
Source: RefSeq, a predicted model, not a curated record